AGUGGUGUUAGUGCUCGCGGAGCCGCGGCGGAGGGCGUCGUGCUGCCCCGCUCGCUCCUGCUCGCCCGCAGGUCGGCGCGCUAGCCUAGCUGAGCGGCUACCAGCGCUGCGGGGCGGCCGGGCUGCACGCGCACCCGCCAACUGGGAAGCGGAGACACAGCUAGUCCGAGCUUCGGGAUGAGGAGCGGACGAAGUUGACGAGCCCCCCACCCACGCUGCGCCUCUGCGGCGCAGAGGUGCGCUGCCCUCUCCAGGAGGUGCCCGCGCGCCGCUCUGCUCCAGGUGUGCACGGGACAGCCCGCCCCCGAGACCCGCAAACUUCACCCCAAGUCCAAAGUGUGAGCUCCGAGGGCGGUGCCGGGAGCCGGACUCCGUGCAGGGGGAGCUGUCCUGGCGGCUCUCGCGGCCGUUUGAGGGCGGAGACCGGUGGAAACUUUAUCACCAUCAUCGUAGUUACUACGUUUUACUGUUGUUCUCCCCGCAGGGGCUGCAGCGAGCGCUCUGUCGCGCCUGUUUGUUUGCCAAAGGAGCCGCCCCGGGGAGAAGACUCGGAGGGGGGAGUUGUCUCCCCAAGGGAUACCUGCAGCCCAGGCGUGGGGUUUGGGCGGCCUGGAUGCGCAGAACCCAGCCCCGCAGCCGCUGACGCCGGGCGGCGGCGAAGUUUGGCUGCUGAGCGGCGCGGCGCAAGGCCACUGGACAGCGGGCAGCCAGGCGGCAGCGGGAGCGAUGCCGGUGGGGGGCCUGUUGCCGCUCUUCAGUAGUCCCGCGGGCAGCGGCCUGGGCGGCGGCCUGGGUGGGGGGCUCGGCGGCGGCAGGAAGGGGUCCGGCCCCGCCGCCUUCCGCCUGACGGAGAAGUUCGUGCUGCUCUUGGUGUUCAGCGCCUUCAUCACGCUCUGCUUCGGGGCGAUCUUCUUCCUGCCCGACUCUUCCAAGCUGCUCAGCGGGGUCCUGUUCCACUCCAGCCCCGCCCUGCAGCCGCCCGCCGACCGCAAGCCCGGGCCCGGGGCGCGCGCCGAGGACGCGGCAGAUGGGCGAGCCCGGCGCGGCGAGGAGGGCGCGCCCGGGGACCCCGCGGCCGCCCUGGAGGACAACUUGGCCAGGAUCCGUGAAAACCACGAGCGGGCUCUGAGGGAAGCCAAGGAGACCCUGCAGAAGCUGCCCGAGGAGAUCCAAAGAGACAUCCUGAUGGAGAAGGAGAAGGUGGCCCAGGACCAGCUGAGUAACAGGGUGGGGUUCAAGAUGCUGCCCCCAGUGGACUUAGCACCCCUCGUUGGGGCGAUUGACCGGGAGCCGGGCGACGCCGCCAUCCGCGAGAAGAGGGAGAAGAUCAAAGAGAUGAUGAAACAUGCCUGGAAUAAUUAUAAACGUUAUGCCUGGGGAAAAAAUGAACUGAAGCCUGUAUCAAAAGGAGGCCAUUCAAGCAGUUUGUUUGGUAAUAUCCAAGGAGCAACAAUAGUAGAUGCCCUAGAUACACUUUUUAUUAUGAAAAUGAAAGACGAAUUUGAAGAGGCAAAAGCAUGGGUUGACGAAAAUCUAAAUUUUAAUAUGAAUGCUGAAGUUUCUGUUUUUGAAGUAAAUAUACGCUUUGUCGGUGGACUAAUCUCAGCUUACUACCUGUCUGGAGAAGAGAUAUUUCGAAAGAAAGCAGUGGAACUUGGGGUAAAAUUGCUACCUGCAUUUCAUACUCCCUCUGGAAUACCUUGGGCAUUGCUGAAUAUAAAAAGUGGGAUCGGAAGGAACUGGCCCUGGGCCUCGGGGGGCAGCAGCAUCUUGGCAGAAUUCGGAACUCUGCAUUUGGAGUUUAUACACUUGAGCUACUUAUCAGGAAACCCCAUCUUUGCCGAUAAGGUAAUGAAUAUUCGAACAGUACUGAACAACCUGGAAAAACCACAAGGCCUUUAUCCUAACUAUCUGAAUCCCAAUAGUGGACAGUGGGCUCAAUAUCAUGUAUCAGUUGGAGGACUUGGAGAUAGCUUUUAUGAAUAUUUGCUAAAGGCAUGGUUAAUGUCUGACAAGACAGAUCUACAGGCUAAGAAGAUGUAUUUCGAUGCUAUUAAGGCAAUUGAGACUCACUUGAUCCGGAAGUCACGUAACGGACUGACUUACAUCGCAGAGUGGAAAGGAGGCCUCCUGGAACACAAGAUGGGCCACCUGACCUGCUUUGCGGGAGGCAUGUUUGCCCUCGGGGCAGAUGAUGCUCCUGAAGGCCUGACCCAACACUACCUUCAACUCGGGGCUGAAAUUGCCCGAACCUGUCAUGAAUCUUACAAUCGCACAUUUGUGAAACUGGGACCAGAAGCUUUCAGAUUCGAUGGCGGUGUUGAAGCCAUUGCUACGAGGCAAAAUGAAAAAUACUACAUCCUACGGCCAGAAGUUGUUGAGACUUACAUGUACAUGUGGCGACUGACUCAUGAUCCAAAAUACAGGAAAUGGGCCUGGGAAGCUGUAGAGGCCUUGGAGAAACACUGCAGAGUGAAAGGAGGCUAUUCAGGCCUCAGGGAUGUUUACUUCCACAAGGAGAGCUAUGAUGACGUGCAGCAGAGUUUCUUCCUGGCAGAAACACUAAAGCAAGAAGAUUUUACUGUGUGUUGCUCCGCCAGUGGCAAGAACAAAGGUAUUUCAAUUCUAGAACGUGGAUAUUUUAACAAAACCCAAAACACCAAAAAUGUAAACAAGAUAAGAGAUUAAUAUUAUGGUGAUGUAAUUUAAUUAAAGUUAUAUUUUGCAUUAAUUAUUUUAAACAACUGAAGUCCUUAGGUAAAUGCUGUCUUUCAUUCAUUUUCAGCAAAAACGGUGCAAUUAAGUUUACAUAUGUUUUCACAUCCCAAAAGGUGAAUAAUUAAAAUAGCACUUAAUUUUGUGUUUCUGCAUUUGUUUUGGGAUACGUCGUGCAAUUAAUAUUACAUAUAUAAGUUGUAUGGCAGUUUACAGAACUCAGUGAUGUUUGUCAUGAUGCCUUCAUAUGUGCUACCAGUUCUUUCCAUUGAUUGUUUUUGAUUUGUACUUAAAUCCAUUCUGUCAUUUCCAACUUUAUAUAAAUCUCUAAUGUUAUGGGAAAUGAUAGCUCGACACAUAAUUUUUAAAAAC
Messenger RNA from Mesoplodon densirostris (Blainville's beaked whale), 3087 nucleotides. RefSeq names its product mannosidase alpha class 1A member 1 (gene MAN1A1). Gene Ontology annotation, biological process: N-glycan processing; carbohydrate metabolic process. The transcript is spliced from 12 exons. The record is from RefSeq and is a predicted model, not a curated record. Bases 727 to 2688 code for a protein of 653 amino acids. Gene Ontology annotation, cellular component: extracellular exosome; endoplasmic reticulum; Golgi membrane. Gene Ontology annotation, molecular function: calcium ion binding; mannosyl-oligosaccharide 1,2-alpha-mannosidase activity. NCBI's taxonomy places the organism in Eukaryota, Metazoa, Chordata, Mammalia, Artiodactyla, Ziphiidae.